CUUAAAUGAAACAGUAUACUUUUGGGAGACCGGAAAGUACACAGAAAGACCGCACCGACAUGACUGGGCUCCCGCGCAUUCACUGUGACGUGGUGUCGCGUUGUGUAUCUUGGGAACACUGGGUAUGUACCCCGUCCCUGGCUGAAUUGGAAUAGUUUUUUUUUACGUUAGAAGUAAACUUUCUCUAAGCAUUAUUUCAACUGAUAUCAAACUGCAUUGCUUCAUUGUUAAGAAGCUAAUUUCGAACUGUUUCUAGGCCUAGCUAAAACUUGCAAGAACGAGAGUUUGUACUCAUCAGAAAAGCAGGCCACAGGGAGAAAGCAUAUGGAACCUUUAGAAACGAAUAAUAAUCCUCUACCAGCAUUACCAUACACCGGUAUGGAACUUGGAGAGUUUCAUAUUGCUUUGGCGUCCUUAUGUGGUGACGAAAAGAACAGCUCGGAGAGAGCUAAUAUCGACAUGAUGGAUCUGAAGCUCAAACCAGUCGAACAGCAACUCCAGUACCUACUGAAUAAAGCGGAUGAAUUGCAGGCGCAGGUUUUAUACAGGCGUGACAAUCUUCAGGAGGAAAACCUUGCUAUAGUGGUGCCUACUUUCCUGCGGACCUGUCAGCCUUACUUCUCUUACCUGGAGGACACCGCUCGAAGUUCCCACCCCCAGCGCACAUCCCUGCCCACGUACAUCUGCUCCCGUCUGUUAUUCUUCUCCCAGCAGCUGUGUGCGAGGCUGGAGAAGCUACUCCUGACGUAUGCUUCCUUUGACUUCAUAUCUCUGGAGGAGGUGGAGCCGUUCAGCUUCUCCCACUUCUUCAUAGGCAAGUUUUGGAUAGACAGUGUGAGGCUGUCCAUAUUCCGCUACUGUCGCCCAGCCCCGUACCUGGCAGAGUUUGACACUGGGCUGUACAAAUGUAUGCGCUGGAAUGUGGAGAGACACAGAGAGAGGCCAGACGAGGAGGGGGAGGAAAAGAUGGAGGGAGAGGAAGAUGAGAUAGUGGGAGUGGAUGGGAGAGCCAUCAACAUGGAGUAUUACUUCCUGUGCUACGAGGAUGUUCCUGAGGAGCCUGCCGACAGGGGCAGUAGAGGCGACGGAGGGGAGACAUUUGCUACAGGCAGAGUGGUCAGGAUGUGGUCAAUUGGUCAGUGGGUACAAACGCACCCUGACCCCGAGACAGACGACCUCUUGAUCUGGCUGCUGUACAGUGUUCCGCAGGCUCAGUACCACAGGCUUUUGUGCCUGGGGGAAGAAGAGCCCUCUACAUGCUGCGCCACCGACUGCUUACUGAGGGCGCUGUGCUUUCAACCGAGCCCAGACUGAUGCCAGUUCUGUCUAUGCUCAUAACAUGUUCCAGAUGAUUGAAGGGAUUUAAUAUGACUUAUUUUAGGAUUGUGUUCUUUGGCUUAUGUUUUCAGAUAUAUGUAAUGACUGGAAAAGACUGUAAGGGACAAACUCUUAAAUAGCUCCAGUUCCUGUUAGCCAUGUUUUAAGGCUUGCAGGAAAAAAAAAUGUUACGUUACCAACAGAAGUUUUAUUACCAUGCCCCGACUGCUCCCGACCAGCUAGUGAGACAUUUAUUUUAGUUUGUUCAUAUUCAUGGUUUUAUUGAGCACAUUUAUGUUACUAUGUUUGGUAGCCUGGUUGCCAGACUUUUUAGCUUAAAUUUCGGUCCCUGUUCUAUUGUGUCAUGUGCCAAAGUUUGCAAUAACAAGGAUGGGCAAGAAGUGAAAUGUUAGCUUAUUUAACUGGUACUCAGACUAGUUUUGUGUUUGGAUUUUUUAUUUUUUGUAAGAUGUUCAAUAGAACUAUUAAACUGUCAUUGAUUUGCUUUU
This is a messenger RNA of Esox lucius (northern pike), 1826 nucleotides long. It is a transcript of the gene c9h19orf67, whose product is annotated as chromosome 9 C19orf67 homolog. The coding region runs from base 325 to 1314 and encodes 329 amino acids. Lineage: Eukaryota; Metazoa; Chordata; Actinopteri; Esociformes; Esocidae. The record is from RefSeq and is a predicted model, not a curated record. The transcript has 7 exons.